AGAAGCAGAACACGCGUUCCAGGCUAAGCAACAAAAUACACGUGAGCCAUGGAGACCAACCAGGAAUCCUCGCUYUUCCUGGUGAAGAUUUUGGAAGAGCUGGACACUAAGCAAAACACGGUUUCUUAUCAGGAUCUCUGCAAGUCCCUGUGUGCGAGGUUUGAUCUGUCCCAGUUGGCCAAGCUCCGGAGCGUGCUGUUCUACACAGCUUGCCUCGAUCCUAAUUUCCCAGCGACUUUGUUCAAAGAUAAAAUGAGAUGCACUGUAAACAAUCAGCAAUCAAAGAAAAUCAUGGUUGCGGCAGAUAUAGUAACGAUAUUCAACCUUAUACAAAUGAACGGGGGCCUGGCCAAGGAAAAACUUCCAGUUGCAAGGCAGAAAGUAAAGAAGAAAGARUCGUUUGAGUCGUGUCGAUCUGACACGGAGAUCUGCAACGUGGCCGACUGCGUGCCCAACUGUGAGCUCAACGAGCAGGAGUUUAACAGGGGCUUUUCAGCCAGGAGGUCUUCGAAAUGUAGAAAGAUGGAAUGCAAAGACUGCCAGCAAUUUGUACCCUCAUCAGAACCCAACUUUCUGCUUGGUGUUAAUAAGGAGAUGAAGGGCCGUGCGGCCUCCCUGGACAGGCUGCAGGCUCUCGCGUCCUACUCCAUUGCCACCUCUCCCCCAUGCGAGAUGCAGAGCACGUAUUUCCCAAUGAACAUUGAAAACGAAUCCAUUUCUGACCAGGAUUCCUUGCCUAUAAGUGCAGGUAUAAAAGAGACCUUCAUCUCAAACGAUGAGCCGUUUGUGAUGCAGUCUUGUGUCCAGAAACGGAAUAUAUUCAAAGAAGACUUUCAUAAUCUGAUUACCAUAUCUCCCAACUUAAUACCRUCCAAUAACAAGCCAGAGGAGCACAGAGAGCCUCAGAACAGGAAAGAAAGCUCUAAGCAGGCUUUCUUCAACCACAGUUUUGAAAUGCCAUACAGCAGUCAGUACUUGAAUCCCGUGUAUUCUCCUAUACCAGACAAAAGACGAGCGAAACACGAAAGUUUAGAUGAUCUUCAAGCUUCAACGUAUUUUGGCCCAACCACUGUUCUUGGACCCCAGGACACAAAAAAGUGGGCCGGAAAGCCAAGCAAACAAACUGCCUGGCCGGCUAAAAGCUGGAGUUUAAAUACUGAGGAGGUACCUGACUUUGAACGAUCAUUUUUUAAUAGGAAGCAGUCUGAGGAGAAGCCRAGAUACCAGAGCUCAAACAGCCCAUCUCCAAACUUCCCUUCAGCUGACAGGCAUCAGUCGUAUCUAAACACCAAGGAUCAGCAGCCAAUUCUGCCAAACUAUGCCGUGAAACAAAACGGGCAUAAACCCAAGGAGAUUCCUUCCAUCCUAGAUGUGGAGAAACAUGAGCCAGUCAAAAAGUUUAAGGAUAAAAGCAUUAAUUGCAGUUCUGUUCAAAUCCUAAGCAUUGACAGAACCACCAGCGUUGGAACGCAAACGGAGCAGCAAGUUCUKGACCACAAAAAAUGCAAGGAUUUGUGUGCAACGAGCCAAGCCAAGUAUGGAGAGCGACACUCCCUAAAGCAGUCGGAUGAUGACUCCGAAAUUGUGAGCGAUGAUAUCAGUGACAUUUUCCGCUUUUUGGAUGAUAUGAGUAUCUGCGGAUCUACAGGAGUGAUGCAGUCUUCAUGCUACAACAGCACUGGUUCCUUGUCUCAGGUACAUAAAUCUGACUGUGAAAGCUCACCUGAGCAUAAUUUGACGAAAAUCUCCAACGGGAACGUCAGUAGCAAAUUAGAUAAAGUGGUUCGGGCAGAUAUCAGUAGUACGGAUGAUGAACUGAAAACAAGCGUCUGCAAAUUAGUUUUGAGGAUUGGCGAAAUAGAAAAGAAACUGGAAUCUCUCUCGGGUGUCCGAGAAGAAAUCUCCCAAGUCCUGGGGAAAUUAAGCAAGCUGGACCAAAAAAUUCAGCAGCCAGAGAAGGUCAGCGUGCAAAUAGAUCUUAAUUCUUUGACAAGCGAUGCUGCAUCAGAUGAGAGCAACUCACCGCAGAUAUUUCAGUGUCACAACACUCCCCAUGGGGGCAAGCUGGAGAAUAACCCCGAAUGGUGCUGUUCAGAUGCCAGCGGGAGCAAUAGUGAGAGUCUUCGAGUAAAAGCCUUAAAAAAAAGUUUGUUUACUAGGAGGUCAUCAAGAUCAUUAACAGAGGAAAACAGUGCAACCGAGUCCAAAAUAGCAAGUAUUUCAAACUCUCCCCGAGACUGGAGGGCUAUUACUUACACCAACCAAGUUGGCAUUACAGAAGAGGAGAUGAAGGAGAGAGAUGGAGGAGAAAAUAAGGACUGGCACAGGAAAUCUAAGGAGGCAGACAGGCAAUAUGAAAUCCCACAGCCACAUAGACUCUCUAAACAGCCAAAAGAUGCUUUCUUGAUUGAACAAGUCUUUAGUCCUCAUCCAUACCCUGCAUCGCUCAAGUCACACAUGAAAAGCAACCCUCUCUACACAGACAUGAGGCUGACGGAGCUGGCUGAGGUKAAACGUGCCCAACCAUCGUGGACCAUAGAGGAAUACACAAGGAACUCGGGGGAUAAAGGCAAAAUUGCAGCAUUGGAUCUACAAACUCAAGAAUCUUUAAACCCAAACAACUUGGAAUACUGGAUGGAAGACAUUUACACUCCGGGCUAUGAUUCCUUGUUAAAACGCAAAGAAGCCGAGUUCAGAAGAGCCAAGGUCUGCAAGAUAGCCGCCCUGAUAGCGGCGGCAGCGUGUACGGUUAUUCUGGUCAUUGUGGUUCCCAUUUGUACUAUGAAAUCCUGACUCCACGGACAGAGCUGCGACUCCCACCCGUGUUUAUUUGGGGUAGCUCGUGCUGCUUUGCAAAGGUCUGUGGGCAAAACUGUCAUGGAUUUGCUGCGGAAGAACAUCCUGGUGGUAUCCUCAUGGAGAAUGCCAUAGCUGUGGGGAGGAAAGAAAAAAAAAAAAAAAGAAAAAAAGACUUUUUGGAAAGUUAUUUUAAAUAACAAACCAUGUGGCAGAGUUAUGGGAACGUGGUUCAAUUUUUAUGCAUUUUUAAAAGUGCAAUAUUUUUUUCUCCUAAAGAGACUCUAGUGUUUUACAGAAUCCGAGACUGAUGGGAACCCAGGUGAAAGGGGAAGAUUUUCUGAGAGAUGUUGUGUUUAACAGCGGUGUGAGUACGUGGAGGUAGCACUGCAUAAAAAGGAAUGUUCUAUAUGCAUUACACCAGGGAGCUGAGGAAGACUGAAAGCUCUCUACAGUUUAGAAGACUCUGAAUGUAUUGCAUUUGUUUUACAGUAUUUAUGUAUUUCAUUAUCAUUUGCCUGAAAGCAGCCUGUGUAGCCAUGAACAGAGAUCGUUCCUGUGUUCAGAUUAAAAAGGGCUCUUUCUAUUUGGUCUUGCCCUAAGACCCACUUUAUCAUCACUGAGUACUUCGAUAAGUGCAAUGUGCUGCAGACCAAAAAUUAUGUUUUAAAGCAAUCAAAAGAGGUUUUCAGUUGCUUCUCCUGAGUAGCAUUUACAUAGAGCUGGUAAACACGUCUUGCCAAAAGGGUAUUCUUUACCUCCACAGAUAGCGAAAUUGUCUCAGUUUCGCUCCUGUCAGCAAGCGGAGCUGGCAAAUGCAAGCAACGCUCCGUUGCAGUUCUUGUAAAUGUAAUCUGAGCACUUAUAAUUUUGUCACCAAGUCUUUGUGCCUUUUUUUAGACUGUAGAUUAAAUAGAACUGUUUAAUUUUUGCUAUUUUAAUCCCCUGCCAUAAAUUGCAGCAUAAUGGGUACUAAUGGAGGUUCUUUUCCCGCAAGCUUUCGCUACAGUUCAGAGUGCUUCUCAAAUAGCCACGGCUGCUGGUUCCUGGGCACUUAUAUUAAGGGCCCAGUUUUUCAGCUCUGGUGGAAACUUGCUAUUAAUGCAAUGCAUUCUGCAGAGGAGUCCUUUUGCUUCCCUAUGGUUAAUGUACUUAAGAGCGAUAGUUGCCUCUACUGGCCAGCACACAGCCUGUAUUCCCUGAGAAGCAUCCACUUAGUGCUUGAUCCCAAAUGCGAGUAGCAGGUUAAAAGGAAUUCCUGAGUUAUGUCCUAAGUUGCCUCCCGCGCUCGCUGAGGCCAGAAUACCCAGACAGUAUUUUGCUUAUGAAAAUUAGAGAUAAAGGUUUUUAAAAGAAUCUUUUGAGGAAAUAAUGUGAUCUUGCUUGUCCUCCAAAGAGAAGSAGACUCCUUCAGUGAAUGUUCUUUCUGUAGGAUAAUUUGAUUUCUUCUCAAACAGCCCCCCUACGUGCAGCCAGGAAAGCCUCUUAUUCCUAUUCUCCGGCUCUCCGGCUGCAGGGGCUCGCUGGGAUGUGCCACGCUCAGUGUUUGUUUCUGGCUGGUUUAAAAAUAAAAGACAAAAAAAGAAAAGGAAAAUGAAAACGUGAAAAAGUGUGUGGGAGGCAAAGGCUUUGUUGUGACUUGAGAAGUGUGUCAGCCCCUUCAUGCAGCUGGAGUGCUCUUGAUGCACUGCUUGUGUGCUGUUUUUCAUUUAGGAGGAGGUGAUCCCUGGCCCUAUUGAUGGGAUGGGGUGAGAGCUGGAAGCACAGGGUUGGGUGUCGCGUUGACAAACGCACAAUAGGUACAAGCCCCCAUCCCGCUCGCCUGGUUUGAAUCCUGACCCAAAUCCUGCAGCCACUUCCCUGAACUGAGAUUCCUGUUUCCUUCUGGAUGCUGCAGGAUGGAGUCGCUGUGGAGGGAGUCAUUCACACUGUCUAUUUUAGGCUGCCUUUAGGCCUGUGGUUAUGGCAUGAUUAAGAGCACCUGAGUUUUUAAGAGCUCAGGUUCCAUAUGGAGUAAAUAUAGACAGGAAGGGAGCGCUCUGGAGACGCUUCAGAGCAGCUCAGACCAGGUCUAAUAUUAGACAUGUGAACAAGCUCCAGAGGUAUCGCUCUGCAAAUACGUGCAAUUUAGGUUGAAGGUAUAGAUUAAAAACAGAACAACUCUCUUCUCCCUGGUUGCAAAAAGCCCUUUCUCAUCUCCCCUGGCCGGGCAAUCUAAGCCCUGGUCGCCGUCAGGAGCAUCGUUCCCAUGCUCCAUGUGCUCUGUGGUGCCUCUUUCGUUGGUCAGGAUGCUGCACAGGCACCCUGGGCUCCCCCUCAGCCCUAAAUCCAAACGUUGCCCCCCAGAAUCAGCCGUGCUUCCCCAGUUGCAGCUUAGCCAUUUGCUUCUAGAUCAUAUCUGAAUAUCUAACUGGGUAGAAGAUGCAGGAAAAGCUGCUGAUUGCAGGGACAGGCAGAGGCUGUUCUUGAACUGGCUCCCUUGAUUUUGGGACCCCCUUUUCCAUCUACAAGGGGAUUGCAGGAGCUCUGGCACCAGGUAAAUCUUGGCCUUAGGGACACCCCUAGUCCCAGAGGGAUUUGAGAGGCUCCAGAGGCAUGGGGAAGCGCUCGGCAUUCCCGAGCAUCCGCGUCAUCCCCACCUCAAUU
Nothoprocta perdicaria is the source of this 5442-nucleotide messenger RNA. RefSeq names its product membrane integral NOTCH2 associated receptor 1 (gene MINAR1). The record is from RefSeq and is a predicted model, not a curated record. Lineage: Eukaryota; Metazoa; Chordata; Aves; Tinamiformes; Tinamidae. Gene Ontology annotation, biological process: negative regulation of TOR signaling; negative regulation of cell population proliferation. The coding region runs from base 49 to 2793 and encodes 914 amino acids. Gene Ontology annotation, cellular component: plasma membrane. The transcript has 3 exons.